AUGCGACAGGAACCUUACCAUGAUCCAUACAACACAUACUACGAGGAUGGCUACCACGACGCUAAUCCAUGGCUUCAAGACAAACGGAACGAAGAAUUCAGCUUGAGCGGCACCUUCCCCCACAAAGUCCGCUUCCAGAAGCCAGCGAAAUGCCAGGAUCGAAAGCCAGAGGGAACUUGGUACGGUAAGGACAUCGAGAAGGGCGAGAACGAAGCCGCGCCGCAAGUUCCAGCUGCGGAGGAUCAACACGAUGAAUUGCAACGACAACGCACCGCUGCUACUCAGCAAACGCAUCGGACUCAACGGGAUGACUCGGAUGCAACGGUAGCCGUCGAUGAGCAAGACUUCGACACUUCCCCUAAGACACCUCCUCCAUCAGGUGCCUCAACACUCGCGAGAAGACGACUCGACGGCUUCGCACCGAACAAUCAGCCCAUAGGCGACUUGGCGGACGACUUCUUCGAGGAGCCAGAUCCCAACAAGCGGCCUUACAAUGCAUGGGCACGGAUCCGAAUGAAGUACCGUCGUGUCUUUGCUGAGUGGCUGGGGACGACCAUCAUGGUGUUUAUUGGUGUGAGCACGGAGUUGACCUACAUCACGUCUGGACAGCAGAAUGCGAGUAUUCAGAGUGUGUACUGGGCGUGGGGGUUUGGAGCUAUGAUCGGGAUCUAUGUUAGUGGUGGUGGGUCUGGAGGUUUUCUGAACCCAGCUCUGGUUAUUAUGCUAUCCGCUUUCCGAGGAUUCCCGGCCAAACGGAUACCCGUGUACAUUCUCGCUGAAGUCGUGGGCGCCUUCACUGGAGCUCUGCUGGCGUUGGCCAUCUAUCGCGAUAACAUUCUCCACCUUGGCCAGGGACUUUCACCAGAAGCAACGGGCAUAUAUAUGUACACCCAGCCACAACCUUGGAUCUCAGCUGCCAGUGCUUUCUUCACAGAGUUCCUUAUCACGGCAGUACUGGGCUGCACGAUUAUGGCCUUGGGAGACUCGGGUAAUGCUCCUCCUGGCGCCGGCAUGCACGCCUUCAUCAUCGGACUGGUCAUCACAACCUGCACUAUGGUCGGAAGCUGGAGCACAAAAGCUUGUAUGAAUCCUGCUCGAGACUUCGGUCCAAGACUCGUCGCUGUCGCGGUCGGAUACCCAAGAUCAUUAUUCACGGCAAGCAACAAUUGGUGGAUUUGGGGGCCGUGGUGCGCCACGAUUUGUGGUGCAAUGGCUGGUGGGCUAGUCUAUGAUCUUUGUGUGUUCAGAGGUAGUGAGUCGCCUGUCAAUUAUUCGGGGUUGAGAAUGAAGGUGGAGGGUCUGAAGGAAGGGGAUAGAUGGAUGAGGCGGUUGCGUAAGGAUAAGAGAGCGGAGAGGAUAGAGAGGAAAAUUGAGGAGGGGUUGGCCCAGUCGCAGAAUGAGGAUGGUGUGUCGAGAUAG
Molecule: messenger RNA, 1419 nt
Organism: Recurvomyces mirabilis
Lineage: Eukaryota; Fungi; Ascomycota; Dothideomycetes; Mycosphaerellales; Teratosphaeriaceae
Exons: 1
Coding region: 1-1419 (472 amino acids)
Biological process (GO): water transport; glycerol transmembrane transport
Cellular component (GO): plasma membrane
Molecular function (GO): water channel activity; glycerol channel activity
Source: RefSeq, a predicted model, not a curated record